Larimichthys crocea (large yellow croaker) is the source of this 1295-nucleotide messenger RNA. Its product is annotated as zona pellucida sperm-binding protein 3. Gene Ontology annotation, cellular component: extracellular matrix. The transcript is spliced from 8 exons. Gene Ontology annotation, molecular function: acrosin binding. Gene Ontology annotation, biological process: binding of sperm to zona pellucida; egg coat formation; positive regulation of acrosome reaction. NCBI's taxonomy places the organism in Eukaryota, Metazoa, Chordata, Actinopteri, Sciaenidae. The record is from RefSeq and is a predicted model, not a curated record. Bases 19 to 1242 code for a protein of 407 amino acids.
GCAGGUCACUAAUAAAGGAUGAUUAGUUUCAGGUGUGUUCCUGAAACAGCCACUGAAGUUCUCAGAGGAGUAGUUUUCACCACAAUGCCUCUUAUUUCUGUCUACUUUACAGUUUCUCUCUAUGUUCUGUCUAAGUUAGAGACACUUCAAUGCUACACGUAUCAAACCGAACCUCUUUUUCUGUCUUUCUCUCAAAUGGCCGCACUUGAAAGAAACUCUCUGGAUCAGAUAAACAAACCAAACUCUCACUCCCGAGAUCACAAGGUCAAGACCUUUGGGGUGAAAUGUAAUGAGGAAGGCGUUGAGGUUGUGAUGAAAGCGUAUCUGUUUGACCCCGGUCUUCCUGUGGAGGCCAAGCACUUGAGGCUUGGAUCUCCUGUCAGUGCUGCGCAACGUCACUGCACAGCCAAAGUGUCUGGAAAUGGAGAGUACGUCAUCAGGGCACCUCUGACUGACUGUGGGGGUAAAGUGACGUUUACCCAGAGUGCUGUGCUGUACGAAAACCUGCUGCUGUACGCGCCUCCAACAUCAUCCAGAGACUUGUUUCAGAGAGGAGCUGCUGUUCCACUUCACUGUCAAUAUGGAAGGAGGUACGCAGUGAGCAGCAGGGCCUUGAAACCAACCUGGAGUCCCCUGAUCGCCACCCAGUUAAUGCAUCUCAACCUGGACUUCCAGCUCAGGCUCAUGGCAGACGACUGGAGCAGUGAGAGAAAGUCAUCGGUUUACUUCCUGGGUGAAACGGUCAACAUCGAGGCCUCUGUAGAUCAUCGUCAUCUUCCUCUCCGGCUGCAUGUGGACAGCUGUGUGGCUACUCUGACCUCUGAUGUGAAUUCUUACCCCAGAUACCCCUUCAUAGACCACCAGGGAUGUUUUACAGACUCCAAGCUGAGCGGCUCCAGAUCCCGUUUCCUGCCCAGAGUCCAGAAUCACCUCCUCCAGAUUCAACUCCAACCUUUCCUCUUCCACCACGACCACAGACACACUAUAUAUAUAACAUGUUACCUGGAAGCAGAGCCCGUUUCAAGGAAGGACCCAGUGAAAAGGGCUUGUUCUUUUACGAACGGAAGGUGGAGGUCAGUAGACGGUGACGACAGUGUCUGUGAGAGCUGCAGUGCCACGUCCAUCCACAAGAGGACACCAAGGAGCAAAACAAAGCACAGACAAACUGAGCUGCAUGUGGAAACCAGAUUGGGCCCGAUGAUAUUUCUAACCACAGUCAGAAAACAUAAAUAUCUGGAUUGAAGUAAAUGAUUAAUAAAAAAUGGUGUUUAAGCACCCGUGACAUGUAAGAAAAA